CUGUGUUUGAAAAGGUGGAAGUGGCGGUGGUUGCGCCGGUGUAAGAUUUAUUUAUAUUUUAACGAAAGUCUUGUUUAAUCCAAAAAUGGAGGACAUUUUGGCCAAACUGCUCGUUCCUAAUAGCAACACCAUUCAUGAGGGCACCAAAGAAUUAAAAGAAGCUUUUAAAAGGCCGGAGGCUAUUCCUGCAUUAUGUGAUGUUAUAGUCGGUUCUUCAAAUUCCCAAAUAAGACAAUCAGCAGCAGUACUGUUGCGUAGAAAACUUGGUAAACGUAGACAGUGGAACAAAUUGAAUUUAGAUCUCAGAAACAGAAUCAAGCAGGGAAUGAUCCAAGCUUUAGUUAAUGAACAGGAAAAGUUUGUUAAAAAUUCUAUAGCACAGUUUAUUGGGAUAAUAGGAAAGCAUGAAUUUCCUGAUAAUACUUGGCCGGAAGUUUUGCAAUUUAUUCAUACUUUGUGCAGCAGCGACAUUAUUCUUGACAAAGAGAUGGGAAUGUAUACAUUAUCCAUAAUGACUGAAAUAUCUCAAAGUUCUUAUAUUGUGCAUGCCGAGUCGUUUGCGGCCCUGUUUACAAAUAUAUUAUCCGGCCUGAAUGAACUUAGUUCAAAUCUAGCUUAUUAUACGGUUACCACCAUGAAAAACCUAGUGCCAGUAAUUGGAAGUCACCAACAGAUGGUGAAUGUUUACCAUCAGUUGCUUCCACGCGUCUUAGAAAUAAUUAAUGCAUUCGCUAGUGAAGAUGAAAAGCGCGCUAGCGAUCUGCUGGAGUUUCUUGAAGAGUUAAUAGAAUAUGCAGUGGCAGUAGUGGCUCCUCAUAUCAAAAUGACCAUAGAUAUGUGCCUUCAAAUCGGUAGCAAUUCCGCCAUGCCAACUAGUGUUCAGAUUAAGGCUAUCAGCGUAGUGGGUUGGCUCAUACGCUCUAAGGGGAAGGUAGUUCUAAAGAACAAAUUGGUUGAGCCAAUCAUAGAUGUUCUCAUUCAAUUAAUGGCUCAGCAACCGGACGACGAAGGCAAUGAGGAGUAUUUUCUCGGAGAUCCUGAUCAGUUUACAUCUAUAACAGUAGCUACUCAAACUUUAGAUUUGAUUGCUUUACAUAUACCCGCCGACAAGGUUGUUCCGCAUCUCCUAACCAAGGUGGAACCGGCCAUUCAAGGGGGCGACGUUUACGCUCAGAAAGCGGCGUAUCUCUCUCUAGCUGUUUUAGCCGAAGGAUGCGCUGAACGAAUCAGAACGAAAUAUUUGCAGCCGUUUUUAAAAUGCGUCUGUACGGCGAUCCACAAUCCGAACGCGGUUGUGCGGAACGCAGCUCUAUUCGCCUUGGGCCAGUUCGCCGAGCAUUUACAGCCCGAAAUAAGUCAGUACGCGUCGGAACUGUUGCCGGUCCUUUUCGAAUGUCUCGGUCAAGUGCUGCAGCAGAUGGAGGUGGAGAAAAAGGAUCCGCCCAGUUUGGACCGACUCUUUUACGCGCUGGAAACGUUCUGCGAGAACUUGGAGGACGGACUGAUGCCAUACCUCCCGACGUUGAUGGACAGGCUGUUCGUGGCCUUGGACCCGAACGGUUUCUCUAUACAGCUAAAAAAGGUCGCCCUCAGCGCUAUCGGAUCGGCCGUCACCGCGGUUAAACAGGGUAUUUUACCAUAUUUCCAGCGGAUCAUCGAAAUAUUGAAUUUGUACAUCAACUCCGAUCCGAAUUCAGACGUUCAUCAAAUACAGUGUUACGCAAUUGAAACGCUGGCAGUGGUCGCGCAAUUCAUCGGCGAAGAAAAUUUCAAGCCGUUGGCAGAAGAGUCCCUCCAAUUGGGCAUGAGGAUUUUGAGUCAGAGCGAUGACCCCGACAUCCGAAAAAGCGUCUACGCGUUGUUCGCCGCCCUUGCAAUAGUCAUGAAACAGGAAAUUAGUCCGGCCCUCCCGAAAAUUGUUAAUCAGAUGAUCGAAAGUAUACAGAGUAGUGAAGGGAUCGUUACUCACUAUGAUGAAGACGAGAAAGAAGAUGUAAACGUAUAUGGGGAACUGUCGGACGAGGAUAACGACGAUGAAGAAGACAUCGAAGGCGAUUCCUCCGCCAGCGAAGAUUCCACCCAAUGCAGAUACUCUGUCGAGAAUUCAUAUAACGAAGAAAAGGAACAAGCCUGUUUGGCGCUGCGAGAGAUUUGCCUCAACAUUGGAUCGGCUUUCCUCCCCUACAUCGAGAAGAGCUUCGAGGAGAUCUAUAAGCUGAUCAACUAUCCGCAGGACGAUAUUCGUCGGGCGUCGGUGGAAGCGUUGCAGCAAUUUUGCAUAACCUUACACAAGGUAAACACCCAGGACUCGAGGCUGGCCCUGCAGAAAGCGCUGCAGAUGUUUGUGCCCAAGUGCUCCGAGCUGAUCAGGACCGACGAAGAGCGGCAGGUGGUUAUGGUCUGUUUGGACGCUUACGCCGCCCUUCUGGAGGAGAUAAGGGGUGACGUUUUCGCGGGGGAGGGACACAGGGAGGCCAUUAUGAAUUGCGUCGUCGACGUUCUGACCAUGAAGACAAUGUGCCAAGACACGGACUUGGGUGCCCAAGCCGAAAAUAACGACGAAGACGUCGAAGCCGAACAAGAUGAGUUGCUUUUAGAGUCUGCCGGCGAUGUCAUACCUAAAUUUGCGGCCGCCAUUGCUCCGGACGACUUCGCCUGUUAUUUCCCAAAUAUACUCAAGUUGCUCUCGAGCAGAACCGUUAAACAGAACAGCAUUAGUCAAAGAUCGUUCGCGUUUGGUACACUUGCCGAGUGCAUGAAACCGCUCGGCGUGUAUGUGGAGAAGUUCGUUCCGCAACUGCUCAAAAUGUGGCUGACCGGGGCGAGGGAUUCGGCAGAAGAGGUCAGGAACAACUCGAUAUUCGGAUUGGGCGAGAUGAUCCUGCAUGGUCAGGAUAGGAUAUUCAGUCACUAUAACGACAUCCUCCAAGCGUUGUCUCAAGCGGUGGCCAAAGAAACUCACUCAGGGACUUUAGAUAAUAUUUGCGGCGCCCUAGCUAAAAUGAUCAUCGUCAACGCCGCGGGCAUUCCCCUGGAGCAAGUAUUCCCCGCUUUUUUGCAAAAACUGCCGCUGAGGGACGAUUUCCAAGAAAACGAGGCUGUGAUCAAGUGUUUUAUGACACUGUACCAAUUGGGGAACCCCGUGAUGAAAGUCCACCUGCAGGACGUCAUGAAAAUAGCGGUCCACAUUUUUCAAAAGGAUCAAACUCCGAAUGACGAAACGAGAAAUUUGCUGAGGGAGUUUUUGAAGAUGCUGAACAGCGAUUUCCCGCAGGAUUUCGCGAACGCGGUCAGCUCGCUGGGUCCGGACGCCGCCGAAGCGGUCCACAAGGUGUUGUCGCCGUAGUUCGGCGACCUGGACGGUCGGGUACGUAAACAGAGCUUUAAAUUUGUUAAGGAAUCAUUUUCUUCCGAUUAUUUACGUUUGUAAUUCGCGCGCCAAUUGUUUAUUAAAUUAUAUAGAGAUUCUCGCAUCCCUGCAUUUUAUUACCACUUUAUAGAAUUCUAUUUAUUCUAUUUAUUGAACAGUUGAAAAAUGUUAUUUUUGAAUAUUUUGUAAAACUCAUUCUUUUGAGUAGCGGUUUAGGUUCGGACUUCCUAUUUUUUUGUAUUUAUAGAUAUAUUACCUAUAUAUAAACUUCCAUCGAUGGUUGUGUAAAAUAAUAAGUGUAAGCAGUUUAUGUCGAAGAUAUGUGUGUCAUAACCAUCUGGCAUGUUUUUCUUUGUUUAAGCAAAACCGACCACUCAAUUCGGGAUUCACAAGUUUGUUGUUCAAAAUUUUCUGUAUGUUAUUGAUAAUAAAUCGACACUUUUAUUACUUUACAUUUUUUGUAUGAAUUAUAUUGUUAGUUUGAUAUUCGGAUUAAUAAAGAAAGAUGUAAUAAUAA
Messenger RNA from Cylas formicarius (sweet potato weevil), 3887 nucleotides. Its product is annotated as importin-4-like. Lineage: Eukaryota; Metazoa; Arthropoda; Insecta; Coleoptera; Brentidae. Gene Ontology annotation, molecular function: nuclear import signal receptor activity; small GTPase binding. The coding region runs from base 86 to 3346 and encodes 1086 amino acids. The record is from RefSeq and is a predicted model, not a curated record. The transcript has 16 exons. Gene Ontology annotation, cellular component: cytoplasm; nucleus. Gene Ontology annotation, biological process: protein import into nucleus.